Molecule: messenger RNA, 1906 nt
Organism: Cottoperca gobio
Lineage: Eukaryota; Metazoa; Chordata; Actinopteri; Perciformes; Bovichtidae
Product: transcription factor 15
Exons: 2
Coding region: 35-589 (184 amino acids)
Biological process (GO): developmental process; regulation of transcription by RNA polymerase II
Molecular function (GO): DNA-binding transcription factor activity, RNA polymerase II-specific; protein dimerization activity; RNA polymerase II transcription regulatory region sequence-specific DNA binding
Source: RefSeq, a predicted model, not a curated record
CCCGCAGCUCCAGUCAGACCAGAGCAGAGCCAAGAUGAAGUCCACCGGCAGCGAGCGCAGCGCGCAGCCCGACGGCUUCACCUCCGACCUGGACGACCUGGACAGCGGCAGCGACAGCUCCGACGGGAAGUCCACCGGCGACUGCAGCCCCCGCAGAGACCCCGGGGAGGUGGCAGGGGAGGAGGCCGAAGGUGGUCCCCGGAGAGGCAGACGGAGGAGAAGGCGGAGGCGCAGCAGCGACGGAGACGCGUGUGUCGCCGGUGCGAGCAAACAGAGGCAGGCGGCCAACGCGCGGGAGCGGGACAGGACGCACAGCGUGAACACGGCCUUCACGUCGCUCCGCACGCUCAUUCCCACCGAGCCCGCAGACAGGAAGCUCUCCAAGAUAGAGACGCUGCGCCUGGCCUCCAGCUACAUCUCCCACCUGGCCAACGUGCUGCUGCUGGGGGAGGACUGCCGGGACGGGCAGCCCUGCCUCGGAUACCAGAGCAUCCUGCACGGCAGCGCGGCCUCCCUGCGGCCCAUCUGCACUUUCUGCCUCGGCAACCAGAGGAAGCUGCUCCGAGAUGGAGGAAAGCACUCCGUGUGAAGCAAAGCGCCCCGGACAGCCCCCACCUCCAUGUUUACAUACACCUGUAGGACUUUGUACAUAUAUAAAUAUAUUUAUUUUUGGAUUAGACUUGAAAAACAAAUUAACACUGAAAAGCACUUUCUGCUCACGUUGGUGCACUCCGUGUUUUGGUUGAGCUGUAACCUGAGCCGAUGUGUAAAGUUGCACCUGAUGGGGGGGUAUUUUGGUCCCACGAAUAGUACAAAAUACCCCCCCCCCAACCCCACAACACCACCUUUAAAAAAAAGUCACGUGACAAACCGAGGAGCAGCGGGUGCUGUCAGUUGAGUGGAGUUAACGCCGCCUUCAAGGGGCGUCGGAAAUAUCACAAUGAUUCAGGGUGACUUUAAAGAAGUCAACUCUAGUGGUGAGCGGUGGGAACUGCAUCAACACUGACGUCAUCCGAGUCUCGUGCACUUUGUCUCUGCAUGUUAAAACAUUACAUUUCAGGAAUCUGAAUUGUUUAAAACCAAACCCUACAAGGGAGUUUUUUCUUCUUCAUCUAGAAACUUCAAGGUUCCCACAUUCUUAAUCUAAUUCAAGGAUUUUCCAGGCCCAUUCUCAAGGUCAUGGCGUGAACUUCUAUGAACUUGCUGCAGGCUCUGCUUCAGGGCCUUCGACAGGACGGUCUUUAAAGUCUUUCGAUUUCUAUUCUCGCAUUAAAAUAUUUAAAUUGUCUAUUUUCAAAAUCCUUCAAAGUAUUCGUUUCCUCAAAUUCACAAACAUCCAGGAUCUCAAGGACCCGUGGGAACCUUGAAAUUAGUGUUAAUCCACUGCUGUGUCUAAUUUGUACAUGGUGCGUUUAAGCGUUCCCUUUAAAACCGGGAGAAUCGGAGACGCUCGAUUGCAUUUAAAGACGAUUUACUGCAACAACUUGAUUUGUUCCUAACGUGAAGAGGAGCUUCUCAAACUCUGAACAUCUCAACGGUUUCAACUCAAGAUGAAAUGUUCAAAUACUUACUUUUGCAUUAUUGCACAAUCUCUGUAUCACUUUAAAAACACUGAGCUGACGUUUUGUGUUCAUGCAAAGUGCAUUACGUUGCACUAAUCUGGAGAAUAUAUAUAUAUAUAUUUAUUAUAGAUGUUGCACACUACCUCAGACCUGUUUAAUACGAAGGCCUACCUCUGAAUCUACUGUGGAACGACAUCAACUUGACGAUUGUGUCCUUUGCACAUCACAAAUACUGAGAAGCUGCUUGAAGAGAAAUGUAUUUUUGUACAAUACAAAUAAAAAUAUCAAACUAUCUGCUUUGUUCAUUGUCUGUAUAAGUUUAAAAUAACAAUAAAGUGCUAAUA